This is a messenger RNA of Hippocampus comes (tiger tail seahorse), 1700 nucleotides long. RefSeq lists its product as uncharacterized. The coding region runs from base 241 to 852 and encodes 203 amino acids. Gene Ontology annotation, molecular function: ciliary neurotrophic factor receptor binding. The record is from RefSeq and is a predicted model, not a curated record. Gene Ontology annotation, biological process: negative regulation of neuron apoptotic process; ciliary neurotrophic factor-mediated signaling pathway. NCBI's taxonomy places the organism in Eukaryota, Metazoa, Chordata, Actinopteri, Syngnathiformes, Syngnathidae. The transcript has 3 exons.
UGCUGCAGAAAAAGGCUUCCCUGUCUCCCCUGUGCGUCCGCCUAAAACACCCCCUGGCCGCCGGUGCUCGCCGGAACCAAUUAGCAUCCCCCUCCGGCAACACCGACCGGGAUACGCUUUUUUUUUUAACCCCCGGAACCAGAGCACGCAAGCGAGCACGUCUCGGCAUCGCCCCUCUCUCGGUGGGUGGACCGCGACUGAAGCGUCGGACGUAUUCGGAGGGGAGCGAGUGAGUGCGGAAUGGCCGAGCAACAACAGCAGCAACAACAGCAGGAGGAGGAGGAGGAGGGGAUGAAGUCGCCCGACACGCCGGUGCCAGGUGGUUCGCCGACUGGGAAAGCGCUGUCCCUGGCCCGUCUGCUGCAAUACGAAUGCUCCCGCUUGCUCCAGUUAUACAUGGAGCAGGAGACCUUCUUGUCAGAGCAGCCCCCAAAGGGCAGUCGUAUGGUGUCCCUGAGCCCAAGCGCUGAGCAGCCGGAUCCGGAGGAGGCGGUGCGGCGGCUGCACGCCGCCCUGCGCCAGUGCCUGGGCCUGCUGCACAGUGCCAUCGCCCGGGCCGAGGAGGAGUGGGGCUCGUUGGAGGGUGACUACGAGACCCUGCGCCACACCGUCCGAAUGCGACUGGAGCAUUUACUUCACACGACAAAAAAUCUCCUGCAGACGGACGACGCCACGCUGGAAGUCACCCCAGACAUCCGGUGUGAUGAGGAAACUGACGGCGGGGGCGGGGGGGCUUUCCAGCUCAAAAUAUGGACGCAUCGCGUGCUGCUGGAGCUGGUCCACUGGGCCGACCACGCCACGCAGGCUCUACACGUUCUCCACACGCAGCGGGAAGGAACGCAAGAUGUCUAAAGCGGCAAAUGAACUCACUCCAUGCUAACCACUGGCAUCCCAUCAUUAAUACGGAAUUGGACAGUGGCGGUUCCUUUAUACACCACAACUUCACAACUUGUUUUUCUUCCUAUCCAGCAUAGUAAAUGCUCUAUUCUGGUUGGCACUUGCCAUUCAAGUAAUAAUCUUAUUCUUAAUCAAAUUUAAUACAUUUGUUCAAACCACAGCAUUCUAGUCAGACCACCUGAAAUUGAUUAUAAUGCACCACGAGUGGUUAGAAUUGAACACCUUAUUUUUUUUUUUUGGUUUACUUUCAAUCUUGUUGAAUAUAUUGUUGGGUUCCACAAUGUCAUUGGAGCUGGUGUAUAAAAGGCCAACUCAACAGUCACUGUCCAAAUCCUGUGGAACAACACACUGCUUCACUAACAGCUAAGCUCUUUUAAUGAGGCCCGGCUUUGCCCUGGCGGUAUUUCCUCUGCGAGUGCUAAAAUGACCUCCAGUUGACCACCAUUUGCUGUGAGGCCCGUGUGCAGUGACCCACUUUCCAAGUAUCCUGUGUGUAAUUUAUUCUAUUUAUUAGAACAUAUUUAAUAUUCUAACAAACUAACUGCUAGAAGUAGCCAAAAAUACCUGACUGACUGACAAACUGUGACUGUUUUAUUUCUUUUUGUUUUUCCCCUCUCGAUGAUUCCAAAAAGGAUGGUCUUUAUUGUUUGUAUGAUUUGCUCCUGAUGUUCUACUUGAAUGUGCUGCUGCUACACUGUUGGAUCCACCAGAUGUUUCCCAACCUCAGGGGUCGGGGACCCAAAAUGAGUGCGGAUCAAUUUUGUUUAGGGUCACGAGAAAUAAAUCACAUUUAAACAUCUUAA